CUUCUUUCACAAUCACUCCUGGAAUGAUGAGACAUGGCUACAGUGUACUGCAACAUGACAGCUGAGAACUACUCUGAUUACUGCAACCUAAUGGAGGACCACUCGUUCUCAGUCUGCAGCAGUAGCAAAGUAAAGGCCUUCAGCCAGGUCUUCCUCCCUACCCUCUAUAGCAUUGUCUUCAUCUUGGGAUUCAUUGGUAAUGGCCUUGUUGUUUUUGUUCUGGUAAAGUAUCACAAAAAUUCCAACAUGUCAGAUCUGUGCCUCUUCAACCUGGCUAUUUCAGACCUCCUCUUCCUUAUCUCAUUGCCCUUCUGGGCCCACUUUGCUGCUAUCUCUGAGUGGACCGUCGGGAGCUUCAUGUGCCAUGCAGUGACAGCGCUCUACAUGCUGGGUUUCUAUGGAAGUAUCUUCUUCAUGAUCCUAAUGACUGUGGACCGUUACGCUGUCAUUGUCCACACCUAUACCUCCCUCUUCUCCAAGCACCGGUCUGUCAGAACUAGUAUAGUGCUGUCUUUGUUUAUGUGGGCACUUAGCUUGGGAGCUUCUCUGCCAACCAUCAUUUUCUCCCAAGUAAAGAAUGAAUCAGAUGGAUGGACAUGUAAAGUGGAAUAUCCUGAAGGGACAGCGUGGAAAUCAUUCUCAUACAUUGAACUGAACGUUCUUGGUUUGAUCAUUCCUCUCUCAGUGAUGGUGUUCUGCUAUUCACAUAUUAUCCCCAUCUUAAUGGCUGUGAAGUCUCAGAAGAAACACAAAGCUGUCAGGCUCAUGCUGGUCUUGGUCACUGUUUUCUUCCUCUUCUGGACACCCUACAACAUUGUCAUCUUCCUGAAGUUCCUGCAUGAAUUGGGCUACAUGAACACCUGUCAGAGGGAACAGGACCUGCACAUGGCUAUGCAGUGGGUGGAAACCAUAGCGUUCAGUCACUGCUGCCUCAACCCCAUAAUCUACGCCUUUGUGGGGCAGAAAUUCAGGAAUUUAUUUCUAAAGAUCCUGAGAGUGGUUUCCUCUUUGCUUUGGUCACUGCACAACAUUUAAAAGUGAGUUCUCAGAGAGGAGGACCAUUAGAUAUUCAGAUUCCUCAGUGUUUUCCAGCACAAAGACAAAAUCAAAACAGUAACUUUUAUUGCAUGGUAUCACCAAAGCCUAUUUCAGUUCGCAAAGUGCCAUUUGAAUAGAUUAUGCAUACUUCAUAUGCUUACUUCUACAUUUUGAAUGAGCAAUGAGUCCAUUUUAAAAUGCAAUCUACUGAGAAUAAGUAAUCACAUCAUAUGAACUACUAAUAAUUCUCACUAUGUCUCUUUUGUAUUUGACUUGCAUUCCUAUUGCACAGUGUAACUGGUGCAUAGUGUAUUCUUGUGCAUAGUGUAUUAUCAGUAUAUUAUUAGUACCCAAAUUUGAUUAUAUUCUGAUGUUGUUACUGGAAAAUAAUCAACUUUGUUUUGUGUCACUUGUUAAGAGAGAACAACAAUGAACACGGCAUUAUAUAAUGAAUAAAAUACUUGAAGGCGUGUUAUAAAUAAUAAGGCUCUAGAUCCAGUGUGACCCUGAACACCAUAAAGCAUUUAUUGAAGAUUAAUAAGAGAAUUGAAGAUUCUCUUGGUGUUUUCAAGUUUUCAUGGCUUUACACAUGGGUUUUAACAGGUUUUGUUUCACCUGGCUGAUUCAAACAAUUUACCACAUGUUAGAGAAGGAAAUAGUUUUUUGAGUGGUUUUAUUUAUAAACAUUUACGACUGAUAGCAUCUGUGCAUCCUUUGUGCUAAAACUUUUACUUAGAUGGACAUCUAUUAACAAACAAUGGCCACGUUUCUAGGUUGCUUUUCCUACGAACCCAGAAAUUUGUGCCACGCAUGCUGUUAUAAUCAUAUCACCACUUCACAAAGUUGUUUAAUACUAUUAUCAUUAUAUUGUUGCAUAUGCACAGGCUUUCACAAUAACAGCCUAUGAAAUCAGCCUGCACAGUCAAACUCUUGGGUAUACUUUCUUUUUCCUGCAGGCUGCCAAUGAAAACAACAUGUAGGUAACUAUAUAUCAGAGCAACUACAUUUCUUAAAUACUCUCAUAAAGCAUCAAACUUUAAGUGAGUAAAAGUGGUUACAAAUGUCUGUAAUCGAAAUUUUGGUUAAAAAAAAUUAGAUAUGCAAUCCACUCAUGACUAAAUCCUUUCAGGAGUGCUUUCUGUGUGAAUUGGUCUGUUGAAAUGAUAAGCAUUUGUCCAUUUGCCUGGUUUCAUUCAGUACAAGUCUUCUUGAUCUUAUGGCUAUAUGAUUGUUUUAAAUGCAAAAUGAUUAACACAAGUAUUUAAUGUUCAUCUUGUCUAAGGCCAGGAAUGGGUUGAAGUCCACCACUACAAGGUUGACAUAUCUGUAGUAGUAGUAAGAUAUUUAAGAAAAAAUAUAAAUUAUAUAGUUUUCUUUUCAUGAUGCACUAACCUUCCCAAUAAGGUUUAAGGCUGAUGGCCACACCUUAUUAAAAAAUAACCACCAUUUAACCUCAGUGGAUUUGUGGUAAUAUGGUGAAACAUUACCAAAAAUUCAAUUACCUUUACACUUAAAAACACUGGAAUGAACACUCCAUGCUAAGCAUACGUUUAUUCUCCUGUGCCUUAAAAUUAAAUCCUUAGACUAGGCACUGCAAUUAAUCCUGUUAAAUGACUGAUUUAUCUAUUUAAUAUCCAUUAAAAGUGUUUCUUAUUAAAUGAAAGCAAUGGGGAUAAAGACACACAGUGCAUCAAGGGCUCUGCUGAGUUGAUUUCAGGUGUCUGCCAUUAAUGCAUGUUAAUAGCAUUUGGAUGUAAUACAUAUCAUCAAAACAGUAUAAUAAAAAUUAAGAUGGUACAGUUCUUGUUUGUGGACUCUGACUACUGUAUGUAUACUGUAUAAGUUUAUAAAUGUU
This is a messenger RNA of Pangasianodon hypophthalmus (striped catfish), 2893 nucleotides long. RefSeq names its product C-C chemokine receptor type 4. Gene Ontology annotation, molecular function: chemokine receptor activity. The record is from RefSeq and is a predicted model, not a curated record. Gene Ontology annotation, cellular component: membrane. NCBI's taxonomy places the organism in Eukaryota, Metazoa, Chordata, Actinopteri, Siluriformes, Pangasiidae. Gene Ontology annotation, biological process: G protein-coupled receptor signaling pathway; chemotaxis; immune response.